AUGUUGACUGAGGUAGACUCGACACGGGCCUUUCGGUAUCAAUGGUACUUCUGGCGCUGCAUUGGCCUCCAUCCGCCAGCUGGGGAUUCGUUUUGGGCACGCCACUACAGGGCCUGGAGCAUUGUGGUCAAUGUGCUGCCCAUGAUCUGUGUGCCGUUGUCGUUCUAUAUGGAAUGCCUGCACAGUCGCUCGCUGACUGCAUUCUGCGAGGCUUUCUACCUGGCCGCCAUCACCUUCGUGCAGCAGAUGAAGAUGAUCAAUGUGAUUCGGGUGCGUGGCCAUUUGCUGGAGCUGCAUGGCAUCAUGCGGCAGCUGGAUGGCCGUCUGCAGUCGACGCCGGAACGUCAAGCCAUACGCGAUAAGAUCGACGAGUCGGAAAAGAUCUGUCUCCAUGUAUUGCGACUGUUCCUGUUGGUCGUUCUCAGUGGCUGUUGCUUUGCGGCCUGGUCAGCCGAACGUGAGUUGCCGUUCGUCUCCUGGACGCCGUGGGACUAUCAGAAAUCCCAGGGCAUCUACGCACUGACAUUCGCAGUCCAAAGUGUGGCCAUACUUAUCUUGGCAUUAAUUUCCGCCAGCAGCGAUACGUAUCCGCUGGUCUAUCUCAUCAUGGUCGCUGCACACUGCAAGGCGCUGGCCCUGCGCAUCGCCAAGCUGGGCCACAAUGCUCUCAGCCAGGAGCAGACGCACCAGCAGCUGCUUGCAUGCAUCCAGGAUCAUCAGACCAUACUGCAAUUGUUGAAUAUCUUGAACACCUCCAUGUCGAGUGCCUGCGUCAUUCAGUUCGUCUGCACGGCCAUCUCUCUCUGCACGCUCUCGUUCAUCGUGAUCUACAUUGAGAUGAGCUUCUUGCGGCUGUUCCAUGCGUCCUCCUUGCUGACGAGCAUCACUAUUGAGACGCUGGUCAUCUGCUAUGCCUCCGAGCAAGUCACCCACGAGGGCGAACAGAUGGCAAAUGCGAUCUAUGACACCAACUGGAUCGAUCAGCCGGUCCGUUUCCGGCGUACCCUGGUGAUCAUGCUAAUGCGCUCGCAGCGCCCCAUUUGCAUUGUGGCUGGCAAUAUUUUGCCGGUGCGCAUGACAACGCUGCUUUCGGUUAUCAAGGGAGCGUAUACCAUGUUCACGCUGUUAAACGAAGCCAAAUCGAGGAACUAA
Messenger RNA from Drosophila arizonae, 1152 nucleotides. Its product is annotated as putative odorant receptor 19b. Gene Ontology annotation, biological process: detection of chemical stimulus involved in sensory perception of smell; sensory perception of smell. The record is from RefSeq and is a predicted model, not a curated record. Gene Ontology annotation, cellular component: plasma membrane. Gene Ontology annotation, molecular function: olfactory receptor activity; odorant binding. NCBI's taxonomy places the organism in Eukaryota, Metazoa, Arthropoda, Insecta, Diptera, Drosophilidae.